AUGGCGCAGAGUAAUUGGGAAGCUGAUAAGAUGCUUGACGUUUACAUAUAUGAUUAUUUGGUGAAGAAGAAACUUCAUAACACUGCUAAGUCUUUUAUGACUGAAGGCAAAGUCUCUCCUGAUCCUGUUGCAAUUGAUGCUCCUGGAGGGUUUCUUUUUGAGUGGUGGUCUGUGUUCUGGGACAUCUUCAUUGCGAGGACGAACGAGAAACAUUCAGAGGCUGCUGCAGCGUAUAUAGAGGCACAGCAAGGUAAAGCAAGGGAGCAACAACUUCAAGUGCAGCAAAUGCAGAUGAUGCGCCAGAUGCAGCGUAGGGAUCAUUCUCUUGGGGGUCCAAUGAAUGUUAUUGGUUCUGAAGGGAUGAUUGGGCAGUCUAAUGCAAGUGCUGUGGCUGCAAAAAUGUACGAGGAGCGUAUGAAGCAACCUAAUCCUAUGAACACUGAGACAUCCCAACCUCAUAUGGAUGCAAGGAUGUCCCUUCUCAAAUCAGGAAAUAAUCACCAUGGUCAGAUGGUCCCAGGUAAUCAUCAAGGAGGUGUUUCCGCAGCUCUGCAGCAACUUCAGUCACGAAGUCAGCAGACUCCUGAAAUAAAAACUGAAGUUAAUCUUGGUGCAUCUCCAAGACAACUGCCAGUGGAUCCUUCUACAGUUUAUGGCCAAGGAAUCCUGCAAUCAAAGCCUGGGAUGGGGAAUGCAGGAUUAAACCCUGGAGUAAGUGCUCUUCCUUUAAAAGGAUGGCCAUUAACUGGCAUCGAGACAAUCCGACCAGGUUUAGGCCCUCAGGUUCAGAAAGCUUUCCUUCAAAACCAAAAUCAGUUUCAGCUCUCGCCGCAGCAGCAACAACAACAACAGAUCUUGGCUCAGGUUCAAGGUCAAGGAAAUAUGACUAAUUCACCCAUGUAUGGAGACAUGGACCCUAGAAGAUAUACUGGAUUACCUAGAGGACCCCUGAAUUCGAAAGAUGGUCAACAGAAUGCGAAUGAUGGAUCUAUAGGUUCCCCUAUGCAGUCCAGCUCGUCAAAGCAUAUCAAUAUGCCGCCAGUACAGCAAUCUUCUUCUCAGCAACAAGAUCCAUUACUAUCACAGCAAUCACAGCAGAACAACCGCAAAAGAAAGGGACCGUCCUCUUCUGGUCCUGCUAACAGUACAGGGACAGGAAACACCGUCGGCCCAUCCAACUCACAGCCGUCAACUCCGUCAACGCAGCAUACACCUAUCGAUGGAUCUGGUAUAACUGGUAACAUGCAGCAUAUGAAUAACAUGCCAAAAGGGCCAAUGAUGUAUGGUUCUGAUGGAAUAGGUGGUCUUGCCUCAUCAGCAAACCAACUGGACGACAUGGAACCUUUUGGAGAUGUGGGAGCCUUAGAAGACAAUGUAGAAUCUUUUUUGUCACAAGAUGAUGGAGAUGGAGGAAGCUUGUUUAGCACCACCUUAAAGCGGAACCCUUCUGAGCAUGCAGAACCUUCAAAGGGUUUUAGUUUCAGUGAGGUUAGUUCUAUAAGAAGAAGUUCUAAUAAGGUCAUCUGCUGUAAUUUCUCAACUGAUGGGAAGUUGUUGGCUAGCGCUGGACAUGAUAAGAAGCUUUAUAUUUGGAACAUGGAAACACUAAUAACUGAAAGCGCUCCAGAAGAACAUGGUCAUAUCAUCACAGAUGUUCGCUUCAGACCUAAUUCAACUCAACUUGCUACGUCGUCCUUCGACAAAACUAUCAAAAUCUGGGAUGCGUCUGAGCCUAGUUACUUUGUAAGAACGAUUACUGGUCAUAAUGCACCUGUAAUGUCCGUUGAUUUUCACCCUAAGAAAACAGAUCUUUUCUGCUCUUGUGAUGGCAACAAUGAGAUUCGCUUAUGGAACAUCAACGCUCCUAAUUGCCUUCCACAGGGUGCUAGCACGCAAGUACGGUUCCAGCCAAGAAGUGGACAAAUGCUUGCUGCAGCUUCGGAAAAUCUUGUGUCAAUUUAUGAUUUUGAUAAUGACAGACGGGUCAACUUGUUAAAGGGACAUACCUCAAAUGUAAAUUCUGUUUGUUGGAACCCAAGCGGCGAGUUGAUAGCUUCUGUUAGUGAAGACUCUGUUAAGUUAUGGUCUCUGAACUCAGGAGAUUGUAUCCACGAGCUGAGUUCUAGUGGAAACAAAUUCCACUCUUGCGUUUUUCACCCUAGCUAUCCCAAUCUCUUGGUCAUUGGUGGCUACCAGUCACUGGAGCUGUGGAACACAAAGGAGAACAAAUGUAUGACCAUACCAGCUCACGAGUGUGUGAUCUCUGCAUUAGCUCAGUCACCUACGACAGGAAUGAUGGCGUCUGCAAGUCAUGACAAAUCCGUAAAGAUAUGGAAGUAG
Molecule: messenger RNA, 2340 nt
Organism: Eruca vesicaria subsp. sativa (arugula)
Lineage: Eukaryota; Viridiplantae; Streptophyta; Magnoliopsida; Brassicales; Brassicaceae
Source: the annotation of a GenBank genome assembly